AUGGAUGAUUCUUUUGAUGUUUGGGAAGAAAUGGGGGUAUACAGCUCAGAUAAAGACGCGUUUUUGGGAGUAUUUGGCUUCCCAAAUUGCCUCAAAUUGCGGGAAGACAAAGACACGAGGUUGGAGACAAACUGCAAUUUCAAGAGCCUUGUUUGUAGCAAUUUUGUUGAAGCUGAUUUAGAAGAGAGAUUUGGUUUUGAGGUUCAAUUCGACUACGGUGGAAGUGGUGCACAUCAAGAAUUCAUCAAGUUGAAGACUUUUUCAGCUCUAAUUCAUCUGGGUGUCGCGAUUGUUUGGUGCUGA
Molecule: messenger RNA, 303 nt
Organism: Sphenostylis stenocarpa
Lineage: Eukaryota; Viridiplantae; Streptophyta; Magnoliopsida; Fabales; Fabaceae
Source: the annotation of a GenBank genome assembly